AGCAGCAUUGUGUUUAUUAUGUCCACUGGCGCGCGAUCUGGAUAACCGUAAUAUAGCGUAUGGGGCCGUUCAAACGCGUUGUUACGCUAAAAAAAAAAAAAAAAAAAGCGUUUAGAAAAGUAGAAGUUCUUUAAUUUGACGCGGCGUCUGAAAACGCGGCGCAGCGGUCAAAUAUGUCAGUCAAGCGCACGUUCUUUUCGCUCCACACACGUGAGCUUGUUAUAAUUUUUCACCAGCGAUGUUUGAUAGCGGUUUUCACGGGUUUGUUUCGAAAAAAAGUGGGUGAUAUUUUGUUACAGGCUGUGUGGCCCACAUGUUGCUUUCUGUGGUUGUUACGCAGUUGAGGACGAUUUAACAUGUCCCAUUUAAAAUAUCUGCCAAAUAAGACAGGGGACGAAUAACUCUUGAGGUCUAUUGAAAUCGUCGAAGGCUAAACGUUAUUUCUGCACACUGAAUUUUUUUUUUUUUAUCUGUCUUUUUGGGGAAUCCCUGUCAGUUCCUUCCCUGAAACCACUAGGAUACAUUUGAGGAACACUCAUGACCCUCUCAGAUACCUGGACUGAAACACAUGACUGUAUGUUGAUAUGCACUGACAAAAGAUCUGCACUUCAGGAUUCAGCAUCACUGAGCCACAACCACAGUCAGACUUUGCUGUUUCUCAGUUUAAAAAAGUGGAGGAAAGGGGGUAAGAGAUUAAACCUCCCAGCUAUUCUCUUCAAAUGUCCCAGAGACAGUAUGACUGCUCUCAGGGCACCAAACAGCUGAGUGUGGGCUCAGUCGUGUCCACUCCUGUCCCGGCACCCUGAAACCUUUUUCACACAGACAUGAAGGAGGUAAGGCUCUGGACGACCACCGAUGUCUCUGAUUGGCUGACUGAGGAGGGCAUGCAAGAGUAUUCAGAUGCAUUGCAUAACAUGGAUGGCCCCGCCCUCUUGUGUCUCUCUGAAGAGGACUUCAAAGCCCCGCCCUUGUCGUUAGUAACUGGGGACAGUGGUCGACAACUGUUAGAGCGAAUAGAGACUUUGCGCUUCACCAGCCAUAUGAAGGCACACAAGAGCAACAACCAUGAAAAUGGUCUCCACACAAAUGGACAUGCCGGCAUCACUCUUGCCAAUGGCAGUGUUAGCAAUGGGAAGAUCCUUAAUGGUGGACAUAAGAACGGAUUCCGCGCCGAGCCGGUUCGCAUCUUGAUUCCGUUGCCCUCUGAGCAGGAGCGCACGCCGUUUCCCACGGAGUGGUUAAAAACAGGUGUGGCCUUCCUGUAUGCUCUGUGCUGCUUUUUCACAACAACAGUUGUGAUCUCAGUGGUGCACGAGCGCGUUCCCCCCAAAGAAGAGUCCCCGCCCUUGCCGGAUAAGUUCUUUGAUCUGUUUGAUCGUGUGCAGUGGGCGUUUUCCAUCUGUGAGAUCAAUGGAAUGCUGCUUGUGGGACUGUGGUUUGCACAAUGGUGUCUGCUCAAACACAGGUCCAUAAUUGGCCGACGGUUCUUUUUCAUCGUGGGCACUCUGUACCUAUACAGAUGUGUGACCAUGUAUGUAACGACAUUACCCGUGCCAGGCAUGCACUUUAAGUGCUCUCCCAAGCUUUUCGGUGACUGGGAGGCCCAGUUGCGUCGGGUAAUGAAAAUGAUGGCAGGUGGUGGCCUGUCAAUCACUGGCUCUCACUCUUUGUGUGGAGAUUACCUGUACAGUGGACACACCGUGAUGCUAACGCUAACAUACCUCUUUAUUAAAGAGUAUUCUCCACGUAGGUUUUGGUGGUAUCACUGGUUCUGCUGGGUCCUGAGUGCAGUUGGUAUAUUCUGCAUACUGUUGGCUCAUGACCACUACACCAUUGAUGUGGUGGUGGCCUACUUCAUAACUACACGCCUCUUCUGGUGGUACCAUACAAUGGCCAAUCAACAGGCUUUAAAGGAGAAUUCUGCUAGCAACCUGUUAUCUCGUGUCUGGUGGUUUGGUCCAUUCCGGUACUUUGAGAGUAACAUCCGGGGCAUUGUGCCUCGGAACUACCAGCUGCCGUUCUUGUGGCAAACACUGACGACCACCUGGGUUAAGUACAACAAGCUGGAAUCCCGGGAGUCGUGACCUGUGGCUCCUGAUUUGCUGAAGCUCUGUGAAACUCUAAGAAACUACUCUUCCCUUCAGCCCCUGCAAAACUGGUUGAGCACUGUGAUGUAGGGCUGCACGAUAAUGGUGACAAUGAUUACCACGAUUAUUUUGCUCAAGACUUUAAUCACGAUUAUUAAUCACAAUUAUUCUGUUAUUUGAAAACUUUAUUUAAUUACAGGGCUGCACAAUUUGAACAAAUAAAUAAAUACUGUUGCCACUGCUUAGAUCUUGAUUCUAAAAGAACAAAAAACAUAAAAUUCCAUUAAACAGUAGCUCUCAUUUUAAACAAGUUGUUAGAACUGCAAACUAGUAAAUGAUUCCUUUUGACCAAAAUUCAGAUUUGGUUAAUUCUUAACUGCUAAUAGAAACAGUUACUCGGGUGUUUACACUUGCAUCCUCUUUUAAGAUCCAUUCUUUAUUAUUAUUAUUGUUAUUAUUAUUAUUAUUAACAUUAUUAUUAUAUCCCCAUACCCUACAGUAAUAUGUAAUAUGCACAUAACUGGUAAUCAGAAGGUUGCUGGUUCAAUCCCCACAGUGUGUCCUUGAGCAAGGCUCCAGGUUGCUCUGGGGGAAAUGUCCCUGUAAUAAGUGCACUGUAAGUCGCUUUGGAUAAAAGCGUCUGCCAAAUGCAUAAAUGUAAAUGUAAUAUAUAGGCUAAUGGUAAUACAUUUGUGUAGUAAUUGAGCACACAUAAUGGCUAUACAAUCUCAAGUGUCUAUUUUGAAGGAAGCCUACUUAUUUUAUCAAGCCUUUUAUUUUGAAUGAAGACAGUGUUGUUUCUGUGUGUUACCAGCAGAAGUGACAGUGACAACAGUUUUGUGCUCCUUCCAUACAUGGUGAAAUGCUCUCGUCUCUUCCUCGCGCCACACAACCCCGGUGCCAUGGGGUUAUUUUAGAUUUGUUACACACUUGUUAUGGCCAACUAUAUUUGGAAUUAGGCAAAUGUGCUACUGAGGUAAAUGCGUAGCGCUUUAAAAUAACCCAGUCAGCGCACGUUAGCGACGCGCACGAACCGAACUCGGAGCACAGUUGUUCUGUAUAAAACAUACAUCAUCAAAGCACGAGAUGGAAUCAAGCACAGAACGGCGUAUCAUUAUCCUCGUGCGCCCCACAUACGAGACUUGUAAACAUCUAGUGCGGUUCUGUAUUUCAGCGCGUGCUCGAAAGAGAAACAGUGAUUGGUCAGUGGCGAACUUCUGAAGUGUGAUCAGGUGAGGUGAAAACGGACUAGGAAAGAGCUUGUGACUUGGUCUUUCAUCCAUAAACACAGCCUAUAAUGAAAAUGAACAACAAUUUGCAACUUUACCUGGCUGACACCUUCUGUUUUCUAGCUCACUAAUAUCGCAGACAAUUAUGCUUAAUUAAUCGUGAGAGGCAGAAAUCGUGAUUGCAGUUAAAAUACGAAUAAUUGUGCAGCCCUACUGUGAUGCAUAUACACCUAUCAUUUUGUAGUAUUUGAAUAAUUUCAGUGGCCCUAGUAGGUCUGUAUUUGUAGAGCAGAGCAUCUAACAACUGGAUUUGAUUUGCUGCUCUUUAUAGUAGUUAAAUAAUGCUGACAAGAUGAACUGUUUAAUCAGGUCUUCGUCUCAUAGAGAACUAAGCUUUCCCGCUAUCUUCUCAAUGGAUUUGGUCCAGCAAAUCAUGUAACUUAAAGUUUAUUUAUCUGCCAAAACUGUAUUGAAUAACCUGGAAAACGUAUUGUAAUAGAUUUUCUUUUUAAGAAGCAUCUUUUUGUAAAAAUGUUAUUAAUUCUGGUGCAAGAGAUUUUUCUAAAUAUUUCGCAGUUUUAUUUUCCAAAAACUGUGACGUCCAAAUAUAAUAUCUUUUUUAGAUUUGUACCUUCCUAAAAUCUGGGGCACAUACAGCUUCAGAGUUUUUAGUGCCUUUGUUCCAUACACUCAUGCACACAUAAAUAUCAGCACACACACAUGUAUUAUAUUCAUAUGCACACACCAAAACACCCACAUGCUUUAUAUAAACGUGUAUAUAUAAUGUGUUAACACACAAACACAUACAAACUGUUGUCUGUCUGAAUGUUGAAGAUUUGCUUAGCCUGCGAUCUAAGAAAGGCAGUGAGUUUUAUAGAUGAAUGUGGUUGUUCAGUUCUGCCUGACACAGGCUAAUGUAUUACUACAAUCCUUCAAAUCAAAACCCUGAGCACACAUACACUUCAUUUCUUAUGAGUGUUUUAAUUGGAUAAUGAUGCUUAAUUUUUUAUAUUUUAUUUUCAGUAUCGUCCAUUGGUCUAGGAACAAGGAUUAUCAGUAUAAAGACAGAUUUAAAUUUAUAUUUAAGUAACAGCCUGAUUUGACUUCAUGGUUAAGAUUUAUUCACCCCCAAAUGUUAUAUACUGAUGAUGGUUUUAUGCCAUCUUUACGAAACUGUCAUUACACAACCAUGAGGCCUGCUUGGGUGAAAAAAUGCACAUAUGGAUAUGGAUGGCAGCAAUAUGCCACAGUUAUAUUGUUAAGUGUUCAGUUUUUUGGGGAGCCAUGGAAAGCAGUGGUGGGUUAUUUAUAUUGGGAAAUACAGAUUGUUCAGUUGUUAAUUUAGCUUCGGAUUAUGCUGUCAAAUGGCAUUUAAAAAGAAUUGUCUAUGAGAAGUGAACAGAGUGUUGACUUACCUAGUCUUUGAUAUGAUGACAGUAAAUACAUGCAUGUUGUUCAUUUUGUUUUCUUUUAAUUGUGAAUCACCAAUCCAGCAUUGUCAAUUUACUUAUUAAUUUGCUCUUUGUCUAAUGUAAACCAGGUUAUUUGUCUUAAAUCUCUUUAAGAUGAGAAAAAGAGUAGAUAUUGAAUAAAGAUUUUAAUGUUCUGUA
Messenger RNA from Myxocyprinus asiaticus (Chinese sucker), 4926 nucleotides. RefSeq names its product sphingomyelin synthase 1a (gene sgms1a). Gene Ontology annotation, biological process: ceramide biosynthetic process; sphingomyelin biosynthetic process. Gene Ontology annotation, molecular function: protein binding; ceramide cholinephosphotransferase activity; sphingomyelin synthase activity. The record is from RefSeq and is a predicted model, not a curated record. The coding region runs from base 825 to 2084 and encodes 419 amino acids. The transcript has 6 exons. Gene Ontology annotation, cellular component: endoplasmic reticulum membrane; Golgi membrane. Lineage: Eukaryota; Metazoa; Chordata; Actinopteri; Cypriniformes; Catostomidae.